Messenger RNA from Oryzias melastigma (Indian medaka), 1514 nucleotides. It is a transcript of the gene hao2, whose product is annotated as hydroxyacid oxidase 2 (long chain). The coding region runs from base 36 to 1148 and encodes 370 amino acids. The record is from RefSeq and is a predicted model, not a curated record. NCBI's taxonomy places the organism in Eukaryota, Metazoa, Chordata, Actinopteri, Beloniformes, Adrianichthyidae. Gene Ontology annotation, molecular function: FMN binding; oxidoreductase activity. The transcript is spliced from 8 exons.
GACAGCAGGAGGAGAAGACGCUCUGCAGAAAGAGAAUGAACAGUUGUGAUCGAGAGGGAGGUCACUGCACUGAGAUGGCGAUGGUGUGUCUCACAGACUUUGAGGAGUAUGCAAAGGAGCACCUUUCAAAGGCCACCUGGGACUAUUACGCUGCCGGAGCGGAUGAGUGCUGCACCCGCGAUGACAACCUUCUGGCUUACAAGAGGAUCCGUCUGCGACCUCGUAUCCUGCGGGACGUGUCAGUGAGUGACACUCGCACCACCGUGCAGGGGAUGGAGAUCAGCUUUCCUGUCGGUGUUGCACCUACAGCCUUUCACUGCCUGGCCUGGCAUGAGGGGGAGGUAGCCACAGCCCGCGCUGCAGAGAGUGUCAACACCUGCUACAUCACCAGCACGUACUCCACCUGCUCCGUGGAGGAGAUCGCAGCGGCAGCGCCCGACGGUUACCGCUGGUUCCAGCUCUACGUGUACCGGGACAGGAAGCUGUCUGAGCAGAUCGUCCAGCGAGUAGAGUCGCUUGGCUACAAGGCAUUGGUGCUGACGGUCGAUGUCCCGUACACAGGGAAGCGCCGCAACGACAUCCGCAACCAGUUCAAGCUGCCGCCACACCUCAAGGUCAAGAACUUUGAAGGCAUGUUCCAGCAGGAAACCAGUGUCCCAGAGGAGUAUGGGAUACCGGCCAACACCUUGGACCCUUCUAUCAGCUGGAAGGACGUCUCCUGGCUGCAGUCCAUCACCCGCCUCCCUGUUAUCAUCAAGGGCAUCCUGACCAAGGAGGACGCUGAGCUGGCAGUGGAGCACGGCGUGCAGGGCGUCAUCGUGUCCAACCACGGAGGGAGGCAGCUGGACGGAGGCCCCGCCUCGAUAGAUGCUCUGUCAGAGAUUGUGGACGCGGUUCAAGGCCGGAUCGAGGUCUACGUGGAUGGAGGGAUCCGGACAGGAAGUGAUGUCCUCAAAGCGCUGGCCUUAGGGGCCAGGUGUGUUUUCAUCGGACGCCCAAUAGUGUGGGGACUUGCAUACAAGGGGGAGGAAGGAGUGAGGGAGGUGCUCCAAAUCUUGAAUGAUGAGUUCCGUCUCUCCAUGACCUUAUCGGGCUGCAGGAACAUCAGUGAAAUCAACAGGAACCUCAUUCAGUUCUCCAGGCUGUAGCCUGCCAGCAGGGGGCAGCACCGAGGAGAGAGACACCUCCACCUCAGCAGGAGCUGCUGACACGUUAUUCUGCACUAAUCACUGAUCAUGGCGAGACUUAAAAAGGGCCAAACAUGGAGAAACGUGUCCUCAGAGCUGGUUUGAGCUCGGCUCUGUAACUCAGACUCCCUCCAGGCUCGGGUGUGUGUGGCUGAUGGGACAUUUAGGUGUUGAUCAAACAGGGUUUGAAGUGGAAUGAAGGGAAACAUGUAUAAUGAUGUUUUUGAUCUUUGAAAGACUGCACUUGAAUUCUGUACUCAAAGAAAUAACUCUUGAGGUGAAGUUUUCUUGUUUGUGAUGACAAAUAAAGGUUUUUAAAAUAUUGAA